Molecule: messenger RNA, 1692 nt
Organism: Triticum dicoccoides
Lineage: Eukaryota; Viridiplantae; Streptophyta; Magnoliopsida; Poales; Poaceae
Exons: 4
Coding region: 710-1378 (222 amino acids)
Source: RefSeq, a predicted model, not a curated record
CGACCACGGCGUCGCGUCGCGUCGCGUCGCGUCACGCACCCACCGCCACCGACGCGGCACACGGCGUUGCCCUGGGAGCUUUUUCUCGUUGAAAUCUCUGGUCUCCGCCCUGUCGCCUUCCCCUCGAUUAAUUUGGCCCGUCGCUCGGUCGUGCGGCUACCACCUCACCUCGCCUCGCCUCGCCUCGCCUCAGAGUGUGCUGCGUCAGCCAGCCGGAGCCGGGCACGCGCAAAAGUCGAAAGCUCCUCUCCUCCCGUCUUCCGGCAGCGAUCUUGGCCUGUGAUGCACCACUACUAGCCCCGAAGAACGACAAGCUAUAUCAUGCGUCCGCGGGUGGAAGAUCCGGCCUCCCCGCUCUGAGGCGCGGCCCAGCCCUGUCCCAAGGGGUGCUUUAAUGCUCCGGUCGUACCUAAUUCAGAAGGUCAGAAUAUCUUGGCUCCCAUCCUUCCAAUCGGUCACACCUUCAAGGGCAUUCGCUUUCGCAGUUGCCGUGACUGGAAAAGAACAAAGGAAGUUUGAACCUGAUCUUCUGAGGAUUGUUGCUGCUUCUCCGCGAGGGAACAUUGAUUUCCUUCAGGAUCGGCAGCCGCUGCAGGAGGAGGCACAGCGAAGGGAAGGGAGGUGGCGGUGGGGCUCCUCAUUACGGCCUUUUCCCUAGCAGCACAGCCCACUCCAGCAGGGGAAAGCAAAGGAGCGGCACGCCAUCGCCAUGGCAGAGGAGAAGAAGAAGCACAAGCACAUCAAGCACAAGGAGAAGAAGGACAAGGUCGGCGGCGCGGCGGCGGCGGCGGAGGCGAGCUUCAAGCCGUGCGGCGACGUGAAGGGCAUCCGCUUCGGCGGGCAGUUCAUCGUCAAGUCGUUCACGGUGCGUCGCGCGUCGCCGCUGGAGCUGCUCCGGCUGCUGGACAUCCCGCCGUCGUUCCUGAGCGAGCUGCAGAGCCUGCCGUUCCCGUCCACCACCGCCUACAUGCCCACCAGCUUCACCAUCCUGGCGCACCAGGCGUGGCACACGCUCACGCUCGGCCUGGGCACCAAGAAGUCCAAGGUGGUGCUCUUCGUGUUCGAGUCGGAGGUCAUGAAGGCGGCCGUGGACCAGCUGUGGCCGGCCAUGAUCCCGCUCGGGGACGUGAACAAGAAGCUCAUCCGCGGCCUCACCGGCAGCGAGAUGGCGCGCUUCAAGUUCAGGAAGGGGUGCCUCACCAUCUACGUCUACGCCGUGCGCCGGCUGGGUGCCGCCGGCUUCGUGCGCGCCGACGACCUCCGGAGGAUACUGCAGGCCGUGGUGGAGCUCAAGGACUUCUUGGACCACACCGCCAUGCUCGCCAUGCCCAGCCAGAGGAGCAUCACCUUGCAGUCCCGGGGCACCGUGGCCCAAUGAUCCUCCCUCCGAUCGAUGGCCUCUUGCUCGAUCCAUUUCUGCAGUGCAGGUACUGUUAUUAUUGGCUCGCAAUUCGCAAAGAAAUGUCUGAUUCUUUUGGGUUGGAUUAGUUUGUUCGUUCACUGUCGGUGUUCCCCUCCCCUGCCGGGAGCUGUAUAGAUCUAUAUAUGUCGAGCAAAAUCUUUGAAACAGAUUAAGCAUAGAGAUUUUCCCAAAGGAAAGGAUCUUACUCCACUUUUAGUAUACUCCUGCCUCUGAAAUUAUCCUUCAUCAAUGAAGAAGCCAUCUGUUCUGUUCAUUGAGAGGCAUUUUCA